GUCAAAGGAUGAGCGAGUGCACCGACACUUCGGUAGGACAUUCUUAGCUUUUGGCAUCGAUGGAUCGUCAUCAGGGCGACCCUCCGGCAGUGCGGUGUGGAGACAGAGGCCCUCCGUUGCCCCUCGACAACCAACUGGAAAUGGCCCUCUCUGCUGCUCUGGACAUCUCUGCGUUCGUAGAUGACAACGAGUUGGACAUGUACGGCUCCCUUCAGCCCCAGGUACUGCCGCGUUCUGAGCCCCAGACCAAGCCUCCUUCUCCUCCACCUCGGGUGAAUGCGGGGUCAGGCGCCAGGGCUGGUGAACCCGAAGAGAGGCCCAAGAAGCCUCCGAAGGUCCCUCCGAAGCCUCCCCGUAGGCGGGCCACCAGCGACCAGCUCUCUGAGCCUCGCAAACGGCUCUCCUGCAAUGUGGACCUUCCUGUUGUUCCUUCAAGGCUGACCAGAGCCACUACAGAGACAAACACAAACUGGAGCAUAAAGCUGAGCGAGACCCCACAAGGCAACAGCAGAAGGCUUGCUGACUUCUGCAAGUCCACAUCCAAACUGAUUUCCCAGCACAGCGAUGCUGAUGGGAUGUGGAGCGCGGGGCUGGCGUGGGGUCGCGUGUUGCCUCUUCACGUCGACUUGCUGCAGAACGUUGAGGUGAACGUGAACGUCACCACUGACCAGUUGCCCUACCAGCUCUGUCGCAGCACCCCUGCGAGCUGGACUGUGGGGAAUCUGCUGGAUGGUCUGCUCCACAUCCUGGACAUCAGCCCUGCACGCAAUGAGCAGUACUUUCUGAAGAUCUGCGGCUCAGAGGAGUUCCUCAAAAAUGGUGAAAUUUUCGGGAACCAUGAAAGUGCGAAGAGGUUCCAGCAGCAGCACAUGGAGGUUCCGCUGAGGCUCCUGCGCCGGGAUGCCGUGAACAACGAGUUGGCUCGCGAUGGUGAAGAUGAAAAGCAUCCUUUCACCAUGACUCACCUGAUGGGUUUUGCUUACAUAUUCAAUACAUCAAGAAGCAUAUUGGAAAACCAGCUGAACAGCUACAGCAAAGAGGUGCAACACAUGAUGAGAAGUAAGUGUGGGACUAAUAUGAAGCAGAUCGUGGAGGAAGUACAAAGUAUCUGCAGUUUCCUGAGCAACGUGUCAUCCAGAGAAGUGGAGGAUGGCAUUGCUGAAAUCCAGCGAGUCAUACCUCUGAACCCGGAUCCCUCUGAGUGUGAGACAAGGGUCCUGGAGCUCCAUCAGGCCUUGCGCAAGCUGCUGCACACCUUCUUCUCAAAUUUCGAGUCUGACUUUGGCAGCGAGGAGGUGCUCCCCACUCGACCCAAGGCCAACGUGAGCCAUCACGAGGAUGUGCUCCAGCUGGACCUUGCCGCGCUCUACAGGGUGAAGUCAACCUGGCUCAGCAGCUUUGAUUUCUUCUCCAUUUCCUGCAAGCUGACGUACGGCUCCCAGGAGCUGUGUGAGACGGCACUCUCGGAGAACAUCGCCACAGCCUUGUCUCUGGGCAACAAGCUGCAGUGCAGCAGAAUGAUGGUUUUUCCCAUUCAGAUCAAGAAGCUGCCCUAUGAAUCCAUGCUGACAUUUCGCCUGCUGGGUUCUAAGAAGGGGAAAAGCCCGGAACUGCUUAGCUGGGCUGUCCUGCCCCUCUUCAGCAAGAGGACACUGGUCAGUGGCACAGUCCUGCUCAGCAUGUCCAUGCUCCCUGAACUGACUGCUCUGCCAGUACCUGCAGUGUCAGACAGCCACAGACAAGCCACGGGGGUCAUUCUAGAGCUCGGCUUUCCAGAUACACAUCGGUGGAAAUACGACUGGCCAAACCCACUCCCUGGCUCCAUUCUUGCCAUGCCCCCCUUUGAGGAGCUCCAGCAGAAGAUCAGAGAUGUUUCUCAGAAGCACUGCCUGUUGCUCUUGACAGAAAAUGAGAGAUCCUUCUUGUGGGACAAACGACACUUCUGCACAGAAGACAACACCUACGUACACCUCCUGUUGGGCAGUGCCCCUCGGUGGGCCCCUGAGGAUCUCACAGAGAUCUACACCAUCCUGGAGCACUGGCCACUACGGAACCCAGAGGACGCCCUCUUCCUUCUCAGUGACUGCUUCCUGGACCAAAAGAUCCGCGGAGUGGCAAUCCAACAGGUUCAGCAGUUCUCUGAUGAGGAAUUGGAAGAGUACCUGCCUCAGCUAGUGCAGGCUCUAAAGCUGGAAUGGGAGCUGGACGGGCCUUUGGUUCUGCUGCUUCUGAGACGGUCCCUGCAGAGUGUCCGUGUGGCCCAGCAGCUUUACUGGCUGCUGGAGGAUGUGCUGGAGGACAUCCACUACAGAAGCUGGUACAGCAAGGUGCAGGCAGCCCUGAAGCACUGCUGCGGCCGACGACUGAGGCAGGAGCUAGAGAAUGAGCAGCGGCUGGUCAAGGUGCUCACCCAGGCAGCAAAUAAGAUCCGCAUGGUGGAAAAGUCCCGGAGGAAGGAAGUCUUAAACAAAGAGAAAAUCAACAUCAGCAACUUUUUCAAGGAUGGCAUCUCAUGUCGCCUGCCACUGGAUCCCGCCGUCUUCGUGGAUGGUGUGGACAUAGAGGCCUGCACGUUUUACAAUGCAAAUUCUUUGCCCCUGGAGGUCUCCUUCAUCAACGCUGACAGUCAGGGCAGGAACACUGGAGUCAUCUGCAAGACAGGGGACAACCUCCGGCAGGACAUGUUGGUGCUGCAAAUCGUGCGAGUGAUGGACAGGGUGUGGCUGCAGGCCGGCCUGGACAUGCGCAUGGUCAUUUACAGGUGCCUGUCCACUGGGAGAGACCAGGGGCUGGUGGAGGUGGUACCGGAAGCUGUGACCCUUGCCAAGAUCCAGCAGGAGUGGGGUCUCGGCGGGGCUCUCAGGGAGGACACCCUGGAGAAGUGGUUCCACAUGUGGAACAGGACGGAAGAGGCCUACGAGGAGGCUGUAGUGAACUUCCUACACUCUUGUGCUGGCUGGUGCGUGGCCACCUUCAUCCUGGGCAUCUGUGACCGCCACAAUGACAACAUCAUGCUGAAGCACAGCGGCCACAUGUUCCACAUCGACUUUGGAAAGAUCAUGGGAAAUGCCCAGACAUUUGGCACCAUCAAGAGAGACCGAUGUCCAUUCAUCUUCACAUCGGAGAUGCAGCACUUCAUCACGGGGGGAGGGCGAAAACCCCAGCGCUUUCACCGUUUCGUGGAGCUGUGCUGUGAGGCUUACAAUGGAAUCCGGAAACGUGCCGCUCUGGUUCUCAGCCUGCUGCAGCUGAUGCUUGGGGCUGGGAUGCCGGAGAUGAAGGACAGCCAGGAUCUGCAGUAUGUCCACAACCAUCUGCGACCUCAGGACUCGGAACUUGAGGCCACCUCGUACUUCACCAGAAUGAUUGAGGAGAGCAUGAACAGCCUACCGGUCAAGAUCAACUUCCUGAUCCAUAACAUGGGCCAGUUGCCCGGUAGACAGCGGCUGGCUGUUGAGGCCACGAGGGUGAGUCCAAGGACCAACAUCCAGGAGGCUGUCAUCCAGAAGUACACCACGAAGGGCAGAGAAGUGAUCUACGAGCUCAAGGUAAUAAUUGAGGAUGGGUAUCUGAUCAGUGAGAAGACCUUCAGCCAGUUUGAGACGAUCCACAAAGCGCUGCAGAGGCUGUUCGUAGAGUCCAUGCUGCCACAGUUCCCCGGCUGGUACAGGAUGUCCUUCACCCCAAGUCGGAGAAUGACCUUGCUGAACAAAUACCUGAAGGAGCUCUUUAGCGGCCCCUGCAAAGGCAAUGAAUUUGUGUGCAGCUUGUUCCUGGACGGUCCCCGGACAGAUAUGGCACCGAAAGCCAGCAGAAAAGAUGCGGUCCUGCUGACCACCCCUCAGGUCCAGCUCUGCAUGACCUACAGGGAUCGCAAGCUGUCCGUGCUGGUGAAACAUCUCAAGAACAUCAGGCUACCUGACGGCACGUGUCCUGACACCUAUGUGGUGACCCGACUGCGGCCCGACCCAGAGAAUUGCUCCAAGAGGAAGACUAGGGUGGUCCGGAAUAACUACCACCCCACGUUCAACCAACUGAUUGAGUACAGUGAUGUCCAGACCCUCCAGGGCAAAGUGCUGGAGCUGCAGGUGAAGAGCAGGAAGGGGUUUCUGGCCGCAACCAGCAUCCGGCUGGAAGACGGGAAGAUGGGAACGGAGAAGUGGUUUCUGUUGGGGAACUGCUCCAUUUGACAGCAGCCAGCUGACAGGGACCAGCUGCGCCGCUUGUCAGAACGGUGCUCUUCUGCCCCUUCACCAGUAGAGGGAGCUCUUUCCCGAGCCCCAGUGCCUAUCCUGCAAUCACUGCUCGGGGGGAGUGCAACCCACAGCACGGCGGGAACCACAUGUCAGGCUGCGAUUCCCUGGGUUCACCUCUAGAGGGAAGUAUCUGGCCACUUUUUUUGCAAGCGGAGCGACCACCCCGUUACGCGUGCCGAAGUCAAUAACUUCUCCGAGUAGCCGCUGUGUGGCCAGUCUUGGAACUUACCGACUACCUGCGCGUGCACGACGGAACGUUUGCAGGAUGUUCACAGAAAACCCGUUGAGCGCGAACUGUUGCGUGAGCAGCUGAUGUUUGGUGUGGCUAGCGGCAAAAGAUAUUUACAAUAUGACAUGAUGAUGUCGCAUGCGUACAGUCAGCGAGGACGGCGAGUGCGCAUACACUGCGCGUUCUGUUACCAAAGACAGCAAUAAAGCAAGGUUGCAAUUAUUUAAUCAAAAUAUAUUCAUAGAAACCUGGAGCAGAGCUACACAGCCUGAUAAUUAGUGCCAAUUAAGCGGAGAGCUGCGGUAAUUCAAGCCCGCCGGUACCGCGGUAAAGUCACUGCUGACAUACGCCAUCCAUUGCAGUCGCAGCGGUAGCGGCCUCUCCUGCUGUGUCUUUCAUUAUUUAUGCUUCUCCUCGACCGAGCUCCUAUCUCAGCCGAGCUCCUGCGCGUCCGGAUUAAGUCUGAGUGAUGGAUGUCAGUCACGGGAGUCUUGGGGGGGGGGUCCCCCGGGGGUCCCCCCCGUCCGGCUGUCCGGCCGUCGGCUCAUCCGUUACUGUGGAUUAGAGCUGACAGGUGGAAGUCUGUUCUCUGCCACUGUGGCCUGUGUUAAAUUCCCUCCAUGAGCCGCUGACCUGUGAAACACACUGUUCAAAAAUCAUUAAAGGGGGGGCGGUGUUGUCUAGACCUCGCGUUUCUCAAGAAACACUCUCAAUAAAUAAAGGAGACAUAAAUGCCCAGGGCCGGUAAAUAGUUUUUAUUGCCCCUCGGCUCAGCGAGGUUGGGGUCUCCAUAAGGUCCAGAAUGCAGCUUUUGCACCUCUGUCCGUAGAGUUUGGUCCUUUGUUAGAUUUACCGCAGGAUUUGCUCCGUUAUUUAACUUUGCAUUUGUCCUUGUUUCAGCUCUUGUUCCAUGUUUGAUGUCUCUUUCAUGUGUUACA
Molecule: messenger RNA, 5423 nt
Organism: Scleropages formosus (Asian bonytongue)
Lineage: Eukaryota; Metazoa; Chordata; Actinopteri; Osteoglossiformes; Osteoglossidae
Gene: pik3c2g
Product: phosphatidylinositol-4-phosphate 3-kinase catalytic subunit type 2 gamma
Exons: 32
Coding region: 60-4190 (1376 amino acids)
Biological process (GO): phosphatidylinositol 3-kinase/protein kinase B signal transduction; phosphatidylinositol-mediated signaling; phosphatidylinositol-3-phosphate biosynthetic process
Cellular component (GO): phosphatidylinositol 3-kinase complex; cytoplasm; plasma membrane
Molecular function (GO): phosphatidylinositol binding; 1-phosphatidylinositol-3-kinase activity; 1-phosphatidylinositol-4-phosphate 3-kinase activity
Source: RefSeq, a predicted model, not a curated record